Messenger RNA from Temnothorax curvispinosus, 3672 nucleotides. RefSeq names its product inosine-5'-monophosphate dehydrogenase 1b (gene ras). Gene Ontology annotation, molecular function: IMP dehydrogenase activity. Gene Ontology annotation, cellular component: cytoplasm. Bases 1224 to 2795 code for a protein of 523 amino acids. The transcript is spliced from 2 exons. Gene Ontology annotation, biological process: GTP biosynthetic process. The record is from RefSeq and is a predicted model, not a curated record. Lineage: Eukaryota; Metazoa; Arthropoda; Insecta; Hymenoptera; Formicidae.
AAAUAUGUAUAAUCCAUAUAAGAGCCAAAGAUCAGUUAGAUCACGUUGCAGAAGACGAACGUAACGUGUACGUUUUGCAGAGAUUAAAGUUAAUUUAUUAUACAUAAAAAUGGAUGUUGGAGCCAAUACCAGUCAGAGUUUCCAAACGGCAGCCCUGCCGCAUUGUUUUCAACAGUUGUUCUGAACGGUGCGUGGGCGGUUCUACCAGUUUGCAAUUUGCAGUUCGCACUCGUCCACGCUCGUCAGUUCGUCACCGUUGCGUGUGGAUGGAAACUUUCAAGGCAAGAUUCGAGGGAGCUACAAGGGAAGGCACAGCACAUACGUUAAUCUGCUCAAUCAUUCGCGCCAUGGCAUAACACGCGAAAAUUCUACGAUUCGAAUUGCGACACUGCGACACUGCUGCGAGUACGUAGUGAGCAGUGCGAGCUUGCGGCGAGAGGAGCGAGUCUCCGCGACUCGUGAGGUUAAAAGUAGAAAUGUCCACGUGAUACGCUAUUGUUACUACGCGUUUUCGAGCGCGUUUCGGAGCGAUCGAAAUAUCGACGGUAUAUCCUAUCUUAUAUAUCUCGCACCCCGUACUCCGUAACCCAAGUUUCGCUUUCGUCGCUAGUCGCUCUCAGCAGUCCCAGCUCCGCUCCGGACACUCCGACAUGCUCCGGUGAUAAUUGAUAAUAGCCUAACGGAGUGAGCGGUGUCGGGAGUGUCAAGAGUGGAAGAAAGCGAGUGAACAAAGGUACCGCGCGACACGACGCGCGUUAAUUGAAACACGAUCAUUGGCCGGCAGCGUCAGCCGUCAGCCGUCAGCCUUCUCUCAACUUUCAGCUCUCAUUGUCAGUGUUGCUCUCAAGCCGAGUGAAGAGUGACAGUGACAGUGAAGCUGAGUGAAGCCGCUCGUUCGGCUCGUUGCCGGUUGCCGGUUGGCUGAUCUCUUCGAGAUCGUUCCGAGUUCCGAGCCGAGCCGAACCGAGCCGAGCAACUCCGAGCUCCGAGCUCCGAGCCCGAGCCCGAGCCCGAGGAGCCACGACUGCCAACAGUUUCGAGCGCGCACGUGUAGCACGUAGCACGUGUUCUUAGUGCUCUUCCUGUUUCCAGAGAGAGAGAGAGAGAGAAGCUUGGUUCCUCGGGCCCGACUGAAAAGUAAGGACGGUAGCGCGGCACCAGUCACCACGACUCACAAGGUUUCGGCUCGACGAAACGUAAAACGCGACGCGCGACGGGAAAUUAUGGCAGACUACGUAUUGGGCGAUAUAAAGCCGGCGGACGUGCCGCUGCCGGACGACGGUUUGUCGGCCGCGCAGCUAUUCGCCGCGGGUGACGGAUUGACUUACAAUGAUUUUAUCAUAUUUCCCGGCUACAUCGAUUUUACCGCGGACGAAGUCGAUCUGCUGUCACCGUUAACCAGAAAAGUCAUGCUGAAGGCACCCCUCGUCUCCUCGCCGAUGGACACCGUUACCGAGUCUGACAUGGCUAUAGCUAUGGCCCUGUCCGGCGGGAUCGGCAUCAUACAUCACAAUUGUAUCCCCGAGUAUCAAGCCAACGAAGUGCACAAGGUAAAAAAGUACAAGCAUGGUUUCAUUAGGGAUCCAGUUGUGUUGGCGCCGCAUCACACGGUCAACGACGUUUUAAACGUCAAGGCUGAGCACGGUUUUAGCGGAGUACCCGUGACGGACACGGGUAAAGUCGGCGGCAAGCUGCUAGGCAUCGUCACCUCCAGAGAUAUCGACUUCCUCGAACGUUUGCCUACGUACCAACGUAAACCGCUCUGCUCUAUAAUGACGACUUUGGAGGAUCUGAUCACCGCGCCGGCUGGCGUAACCUUGCAAGAGGCCAAUGUCAUUUUGGAAAAGUCCAAGAAGGGAAAGCUUCCGAUCGUCAACGAACGAGGCGAACUCGUGUCCCUGAUGGCGAGGACCGACUUGAAGAAGAACCGUAGCUACCCGAAUGCCAGCAAGGACGAGAACAAACAGCUGUUGGUGGGAGCCGCGGUAGGGACGCGAGAGACGGACAAGCACCGCCUCGAAUUGCUCGUGGCAGCUGGCGUGGACGUGGUCGUGUUGGAUUCCUCCCAGGGCAACUCGAUAUAUCAAAUCGAUAUGAUCAAGUACGUCAAGUCGCAGUAUCCAAAUUUACAGGUGAUCGCUGGUAAUGUCGUGACUACGAUGCAAGCCAAGAAUCUUAUAGAGGCGGGAGCCGAUGCGUUACGCGUCGGUAUGGGUUCCGGAUCUAUCUGCAUAACGCAGGAGGUGAUGGCCGUAGGGCGGGGUCAAGCGACUGCCGUUUACAAGGUUUCCGAAUACGCCCGAAAAUUUGGGAUCCCCGUCAUAGCGGACGGUGGGAUUCAGUUUAUCGGCCAUAUUAUCAAAGGUCUCAGUUUAGGCGCUAGUACCGUUAUGAUGGGUUCUCUCUUAGCUGGAACCUCCGAGGCUCCGGGCGAGUAUUUUUUCAGCGACGGAGUCCGACUUAAAAAGUACCGAGGGAUGGGCUCGUUGGAAGCCAUGGACAGGAAGGACGCCAAGGGCUCGGCGAUGGAUAGAUAUUUUCAUAACGAGAUGGACAAAUUGAAAGUAGCUCAAGGUGUCAGCGGCUCUAUAGUGGACAAGGGUUCGGUGCUUAAAUUUCUGCCUUAUUUGACUUGCGGGAUCAAGCACGGCUGCCAGGAUAUCGGAGCGAGGUCGCUCGCCGCCUUGCGAUCGAUGAUGUAUAGCGGGGAAUUGAAAUUCGAAAGAAGAACGCCCUCGGCUCAGCAGGAGGGCAAUGUACACAGCUUGUUCUCCUAUGAGAAAAGGCUCUACUAAUUAAGUAAAACUACGUGUAGAACAAAAAUUAUUAUUAUUAUUAUUAUUAUUAUUAACUCGUGUAAAGCACGCGUCUCACGUGCGGAAAGGUACCUGCAUUUAAUCGAAUAGCAGUUAUUUUACAUUUUACAAGACUAGAUAGACCUGCGAGAAAUCGUUAAUCUCCUUUUUACUUGUUGCAAAAUGUGCGAGCUAUACGAGCUACGCUUACUUGUACUUGCACUUGCUAAUGGAUAUGUGCCAUAUCUGUAUCCAUUAUCUGUAUAUGCUAUGUGGCAUGGCACUCGAUAAAUUUAACAUACACAUUUUAUAUUCACAACGAGCGAUAGUAAAAUCAAGUAGAAAAGUAGAUGAAUCAUGACUUUUUUGUGUCGUGCGAUGCAUUUACAUUUACACGACGUGGACUGAUCUACGUUAUUAAUAAUGUUAAUAUUAAUACACACACACACAGCACACAGCUGACACGUUGACCAAGUUAAGUAUUCGGCACGUGUGUGUAACAAUGAUUAAUGUCACAUAUGGAUAUGAUUACCCUACACAAUUUCAAAUGUUAUCCAUAAUAUAAAUAUAAAUAAAUGCCAAAACAGGAGAUCUCAUUCUUGUAUUCUUACAUUGUAAUGUGUAACAUUUGGUCGUCCAUAUGCAUACGAGAUAUGAGAUAUAACUCGUUUAAUUAUUUCUCUCGGCUUGUCUUUUGAUCGGCAGUUUACCAAACUUGGAAUUUUAGAGUUUUAAAAGAAACGUUUAAACCCCGAAGAAAAAUGGCGAAAUCUCUCUCUUCCCCAGGAUCAACUUGCAGACGAUAUAUUUUAUACAGUAUUCUUAAGGCUGUAUAUCUCGAAUAAAAAGACCAACUUGAUGUAACGUGUAAACACGA